GGGGCAUUAUUUCACGACGGGAGUCCAAAACUCGCCUUCUUCGAUCUUUAGCCCAUAAAUAUUGGUUCAUACAGAGACCGACAACCCGAACCGGAAAUCGUAUCCGCUGCAAAACCUGCAAAUUGCAUGUUCUCUACUUUCGAACUUGAAGAUCAGUAGCCACUCCUUCGUGCUCCCGAGGCAUCUCUUGAAGAUCUCACAUCCAAUUCGAGCAGGAACUCGACCAUCUUCGUUCGCGCGCGCAACCAAUCGGAUUACGCACUUCUGUUCACAAACCCUAGAAAAUGUCAGGGGGGUUUUUCCGGGGUACUUCUGCGGAUCAAGACACUAGGUUCUCCAACAAGCAAGCUAAGCUGCUGAAAUCGCAGAAGUUUGCCCCAGAAUUGGAGCAUCUGGUGGACAUGACUAAGGUGAAGAUGGAUGUGAUGAGACCUUGGAUUGCAAAACGAGCUACUGAACUUGUAGGGAUUGAAGACGAAGUGCUUAUCAACUUCAUCUAUGGUCUUCUAGAAGGAAAGGAUGUAAAUGGUAAAGAGAUCCAAAUCCAACUGACUGGGUUCAUGGAGAGGAAUACUGGGAAGUUCAUGAAAGAGCUUUGGUCACUACUCCUUAGUGCACAGGGUAGUGCAAGUGGUGUUCCACAGCAGUUCUUGGAUGCAAAGGAAGAGGAAACGAGGAAGAAAAAGGUGGAGGCUGAUCACAUUACAAAUGAAAUACAGAGGAGAAAGGAUAGGGAAUACCAAGAACUUGAGCAAGAGAAAAGGAAGGCGGCAAGUGAUGUUUCCAUUUCAAGAGAUAAGUAUGCUGGAUUGGGACCAUCUUCAGAGCAUCACGCGAAGCGUUCUCCCACACCUUCACCGGAAAUGGAGCAUUAUAUUGAUAAAAAUGGUCCAAGAGGAAGAUUAAGGGCUUCAAGGUCUCCACACUCACACUCUCACUCACAACCUCCAAGGGAUAGACGCUCAAGGUCAAUCAGCCGGUCAUUUUCCAACUCUAGAAGUUACUCAGGUGAAAAGAGUAGGCCAAGUCCUGAACAUAGAGGGCGCUCAAUGUCUUCUGAAAGGGAACACGUGUCCCCAAUCAAACGGUCAACUACGCCUCGCCGUAAGCACUCACCCCAACGAUCUUUCUCUCCACCAAGACGAAGGCGCAGAUCAGUGUCCCGUUCAAGGCGUAGGUCACCUUCUCCCAUACGACACCGUAGGCGUUCUCCUUUGUGCCGCAGGUCAAGGUCUCCAGUACGACGUGGUUCAAGAUCGCCAAUGCGGCGUAGAUCGAGAUCGCCUAUGCGGCGUAGGUCAAGAUCACCAAUGUGGCGCAGGUCAAGAUCACCAAUGUGGCGUAGGUCAAGAUCACCUGUAAGACGCAGAUCUCCUUCACCUAUUCGUCGAAGAGCACCAUACCGCACACGCCAUAGAUCACCAUCUCCUUAUAAAAGACAGUCUCGACAUUCUCCAUCGAGCCCUCGGCGUGGUUCUCCUGCUGUUCGUCGCCCUGUAUCUGGUCGCAUGGUAUCUAGGUCACCAGUGAGAAGAUCUAGGUCACCUAUACAAAGGAGAUCCCCAUCUCUUAGUGAUUUGGUUUCUGAUUCACCUGCUCACCAGAGAAGCCUUUCACCAGUUAAGCGGAGAUCACCGAAACGUGAAAGGAUGUCACCUGUUGAUUCCCCUCCUGAAAGGAUGAGGUCAAGGAGUCCCAAAAGGAGAAACUUGAAUGAAAGGAAUGAAAAGAUAAUUCAAACCAGAAGCCCAAGUCCUUCACAAAAGAUGAGAGAGCAUAAAUUACAGGACGAUACCUGUCAGAGAAGCCCAGACGUGAGAGAUGCCAAUUCUUCUAGGCAACAUGGUGAGAAGAAGUUAAGGCCAGAUGACGCUAGACGCUCCUCUAAUCGGUCUGGGUCAUGGAAGAGAAAUGAAGCAUUGAAAAUUGAGAAGGCAUCUGGAGGGGCAAACGACAUCAAAGAUUUUGAUAACAGUCAAAGGUCACCUGUGACACAUACGAAGUCUCAUUUAGAUAACAAGAAUGAUAUUGAAUCAUAUGGGUUGGAGGGUCCCAAAACCAAUUAUGAGAACAAUGUUAAUCCACCUAAAGCGUCAAAUACUCUGAAUGAGCCAUCUAAGGAAGAAGAGGAAACUGAAAACAUUGGGGGUUCAGGCUGCGAGGAAAGUGGGAAGCAGAGAUGCAGAGUUAAGGAAAAGAGGAAGCACAAGAAGAGAUCUGCCAGACACAACUCUUCUUCAUCUUCAGAUGGUUCUAGUUACGACUCAGAUGUGGAUGAGAGGAAGGAGGCUAAGAGAAGGAAGAGAGAAGAGAAGAGACUGAAAAAGGAGGAGAAGCGUAAGCAGCGGCGGGAAGAGAGACACCGUCGAAGGGAAGAAAGACGCACCAUGAAACAAAAGUUGAAAUCUUAUGAUGAUGUCAUCUCCGGAGAAGUUGAUAACACUACAAAUGGUGGUCAUUCUUCAGAAGAUACUGAUACAGCAAAAAAACUCGAAAUUGAGUUGAGAGAGAAGGCUCUUGAGUCUCUCAGGGCAAAACGGGGAAUUGGCCACUGACUCAUAUGCUGUUUCUGGAUAUUGGAUUGUCAUUUUAUUACCAUUAUUAUUAUAUAAUAUUUAUUUUUCUAAAGACUAUUGCCUGGUUGAAAUGUGUAUGGAUGCUUAAUCCACUCUUAUCUUUUUAAUCAUGACAGCUGGAUUGCCUAAAAGGCUAAAAUGAAGAAUCCAUGAGCUACUUGUGUCUUGAGUGCAACUUUUUGCUGACCUACGUUCUAAAUUUGCUGAUGAGAAUAUUUUCACCUAGGUGACCUGGUUGAGCAAAUCUAUGCAGCCUUCCAUCAUACAUACGUACAUAAUACAGGGUUCACAUUGACACACAGUUAGGCUUUGUAUUUGAAGAAUAUUGGAGAGGAGAAAAGGGAAGAAGUGUCAUGUCGUUCCGUGUCUAGUUGGGCAAUUUAGGGGGUAGUGUUUUGUUUCAUUCAUUUAUCACUUCUUUAAGUAAAACUGUUCUGGCUUAUCUAUACGUAAAGAUAUAUUUUAAAAAAAAUUUAUUACCACCAAAAAUAUAUUAUCAAAGAAUCUAUCUUUACAUAUUUUCCCCAUAUUGCUAUGUGGAAUUGGCCUAAUAGGUCUGACUCGGUUUGGUCCAUUUAAACUCGGUAAGCGAGCGAGUGUCGAUAUGCAACGACACCUUGACUAUUUUGGCGUCGUCGUCUAUCCUUGUUCCAUUUGACAAGCUAAUUGGCUUAGAGCAAGAACGUCACAUUUUCUCAAGAAUUUUUAUAUCAAUGAUGGAAUUAGCUUAACUCAUAUGCUUCAUUCAUGUCAAAAAGAGAUUUUUACAAAAUUUUAGUAGAUUCGAUCAUUUUUUCAUUACUACGUACUAUAAAUGUGUCGUCUUGACAUCGAAUAACAUAUCUCGCAAUUA
This is a messenger RNA of Cuscuta campestris, 3429 nucleotides long. The record is from the annotation of a GenBank genome assembly. NCBI's taxonomy places the organism in Eukaryota, Viridiplantae, Streptophyta, Magnoliopsida, Solanales, Convolvulaceae.